CACCUUCCCCAUGUGUCGAUGCUGUGUACAUGCCUCUGCCCACUAGUCUUCACCUUCACUGGGCUGUCUUGGCUGCCCGCAAGAAGAAGCACUUGCUUUUGGAAAAACCAGCGGCUCUUGAUGUGGGUGAGCUUGAUCAGAUACUCCAAGCUUGCCAAUCCAACGGUGUACAGUUCAUGAGUGGGAGUAUGUGGCUGCAUCACCCUAGGACUGCCAAAUUGAAGGACUUGAUCUCUGAUUCCAAGCUCUUUGGUCAAAUCAACUACAUUCAUAGCUCAUCAACACUUCCAGGAACCAAGGAAUUUUUGGAGAACAACAUAAGAGUGAAACCAGAUUUAGAUGCUCUCGGUGCGCUUGGGGACCUAGGCUGGUACUGCAUUGAAGCCAUUUUGUGGGCUAAGGACUACCAACUACCAACUAUAGUCACUGCUCUACCAGAUGUCACAAAAAACUCUGCAGGGGUCAUCUUGUCUUUCACUGCAUCAAUUCAAUGGGAACCACGGGACCCAACUGUUGCAACAAUUCACUGUUCUUUCCUCUCCCACACAUCCAUGGACUUGGCUGUAUCUGCUUCUAAUGGUACAGUGCGUUGCAAUGACUACAUCAUUCCAUAUGCCGAGAACUAUUGUUCAUUUGAAUUCACAACCGGUGCAAAGUUUGCGGAACUCCACAUUGGGUGGAGUGUAGUACCUGAAGAAGUUAGAGUGGUUUCUCAGCUGCCUCAAGAGGCCUUGAUGGUUCAAGAGCUCUCAAGGCUUGCCGAGGGCAUCAGGGAAUUUGGGUGUAAUCCGGACCAAAAAUGGCCACAAAUCAGCAGAAAUACACAAUUAGUAUUGGAUGCAGUGAAGAAAUCCAUUGAUCUUGGUUUUGAACCUGUUAGGGUGUUAUUUUGAUGGAUUUGAUUACCUCAUGCUCAACAAACAAGUACAUACAUUGAGCUCUAAAUAUGUCAUAUGUUACAUUAGAUAGAAUUUGAUUAAUCUUGAAGAUUGUCAAAUCUGGAUGUUCCUCUAAUAAAUUAAGCAGAUAUAAAUCUUCUUUGCAA
Molecule: messenger RNA, 1045 nt
Organism: Rosa rugosa (rugosa rose)
Lineage: Eukaryota; Viridiplantae; Streptophyta; Magnoliopsida; Rosales; Rosaceae
Exons: 2
Coding region: 30-893 (287 amino acids)
Molecular function (GO): nucleotide binding
Source: RefSeq, a predicted model, not a curated record